Molecule: messenger RNA, 4781 nt
Organism: Leptidea sinapis
Lineage: Eukaryota; Metazoa; Arthropoda; Insecta; Lepidoptera; Pieridae
Gene: Rab3GAP1
Product: rab3 GTPase-activating protein catalytic subunit
Exons: 4
Coding region: 58-2511 (817 amino acids)
Biological process (GO): positive regulation of GTPase activity
Molecular function (GO): GTPase activator activity
Source: RefSeq, a predicted model, not a curated record
ACAGCUGGCUGGUUUCGUUUACAAACCAUCAUUUUAUUAUUUAUUAUUUUUGUGAAAAUGAAUGAAGAAAUUGAUGAAUAUGAUAUUUACCACCAAGAUUUUACUACAGCAUCUGAAUGGGAAGUAUUUAUUGCGCGCUUAGAAGAAAUAAUGACAGAUUGGCAAUUAUCUAAAUCUAAAAUUCCUAUGCAUAAUUCCAAAUACACAAAGAAAUGGCUCACCAAAACAGAGGUUCUAUGUUUGCAUGGACUUGAGUUCAAGCUGACGUAUCAUCAUUUAGAACCAGAACGGUUUACUAAAAGCUCGGAAUCUAAAUCUGAUGAUCACUUUAUAUUAAAAGAAAUUCAAAAUGGAAUUUGGGAAUCAACUAAGAACUUCAUGGAUGAUGUUGAUGGCAGUCCAUUUCCGGUGUCAAAUUGGUUUUGCUUAAAACGGUAUCUAAUGCUUUGUCCUCGAUUGCCUCUGGUGGAUGGUAAUAUCAUCAAGUCAGUAAUGAGUUCUGUAAAUAUCUCAAUAGCCAAUGUCGACUGUGGGGUACCAUUUUUUGUCAAACUCAGAGAACAUUGGCAACCUGUGUACCUGGGCUUGUAUGAAGAUAGUGAUUAUAAAAUAAGUUUUGAUACUGUCCAUUUAAAGCUUAUUUCUAGUCAGUGUUCACAUCUUACUGGUCUAGUUGGUAUAUUUAAAUCCAAAAUAUCCUCCCCAGUUCCUUUAGACGCUGUGGUCAUCUCUGUGAAAUUCUCGUACGAGCUUAAAGAUUCUGAUGCUUUUGUUUGGAAAGAGAAGCUGCAUUCCAAUGAGUUUUUAUCAAUUGAAGGCUUUGAUGUAAAAAAGCUGACAGAGCUACCUUUUGGGUCUGAGAACAAUCCAGUUCAAAGUGCAUUAUUAAAUGCCAUUUGGCCACAGUUUAGGGAGAGUGCAAUUGUUGAUUCGUCAACAUUUUCAGAUAUCGAUCCGAUAAUGGCACCAACAUGGAUGAUAACAAUUAAAAUGAGGAGUGACUUAAAGUGUCAACUUUCAGAUAUAAUUGAAAAAGUAAUGAGUUUGUUAGAUAAUAAUCACCUACUAAUGGACACGCUAGGAUUGAGUAAGAGUCUAGGUUUAAUAAAUCCAUUGAAUAAAAUAACGGAAGCACCAAUCACUAUAUCAAAAUUUGUGAAGGCCGCAAUGAGACAGACAACGAAUGUAUCAGAAUUCAAGGGGCCCAUAGCAGAUGAUUUGUUGAUGCCAUUGUUGUACUAUGUAUUUCCUGAUGCCGUUGAGGAUAGCGUAUAUCCAUUCCCAAAACAAUUGGAAUUAGAAAACAAACCAGAAACUGGUGAAGCUAAGCUGUGUCACUAUGUAAAGGCAAGUCCAUAUGAUGGUCUAGUUUGGAGAUUGUCAGUGACAUCGGCAAGACUGAUUGACGCUGGAGGUCUUCCAUAUCUUGCCCAUUUCUGGUAUGAAUUCUCUCAAGAGUUGCAGUAUAGAUGGGAGCACAGAAUACUUGUUCCAGGGAUUCUCGACGGAACUCCGAAUGCUAGAACAUGUCUGCUGCACCAGAAACUCCAAUUGCUGAAUUGCUGCAUAAAACGUGCUCUGGAGAAGACUGAUGUACAAAGCAACUCGUCUGAAGAAGAAUUCUUUGAUUGUUCCGAAGAAGAUGAUGAAGAUGACGAGCAUCCUUUGAGUAGACCUGUAGGACGCUUAAGUCGGCUAGAAAACGCAACAUUGAAAAAUGGAGCUCCUUUAUAUGUACCUAGAACACAAGAUCCAGCUCCAAAAACAGAAGACCAGUUAGAAGAAGACGCAGAACUUAUGGUGCGAUUAGGUGACGAUGCGAAAGCGUCAGAAUUACGAGCGAAAAUGAUGAGCGCUUCGUUACUCUCUGACAUGGAAGCUUUCAAAGCGGCCAAUCCGGGAGCGGAGCUGUGCGACUUCGUGCGUUGGUACUCUCCAAGAGACUGGAAGCCAGAUGACGGUGGAAGUCUCGGAGAGCGGAUGCUGCUGCCCGGGAACCCUUGGCUCGAAACGUGGAGCGUGGCCAGGUCGGUGCCUGCCGCGCAGCAACGGAGACUAUUCGACGAGACCAGAGAAGCGGAACAAGUGCUACAUUUCCUCCGAUCGAGAUCUGUGGCUUCGGUCGCAGGCUUGCUGUUGCCGGCUUUAUUAAAAGCCGGUGCUGUGAAAGCGCUGUCAGAAGGUGCUGCAGGAUCUAGUUGUAUUGUGGGUGGUCUAGAUCAGAGAAGAACGUUCGAGAUAGCCGCUAAGGAACUGUUUGACGCCGAGUGCGAAGUGAGUCGGUCGACGUGUGCGGGGAGAGUGCUCGGGAACAGUGUGGAGGGCCAGCCGCUAGAUGUCGCUGGUCGGUCGCGGAUAUUGAACGUGACGGGCGGCUGGUUGCCGGCGCCGGCCAGGAGGGAGUUCACGCUAAGGGUCAAGGAUGCAGGUGGUCCACAGAUAAUGCGCGCUACCUUGGCCAACGAUAUGACUGUGGUGGGAGCAUUCACGGAGCGGAUAGUGUGCUUGUAGCCCAUCUAUUACUUAGUGGCCAUCCAUAAGACGUUAUGUACCAUAUCAAGGUGGUGCGAGGAGGGUCGACCUAGUGUGUCGUUGUUUGACAAGGGGCGGAGGCGGGGAGCGGUCGCAAUAUUCGUGACGUCACAUUUUUUCAAAAUAUAAUAUUUUCAUAGUAAAUUUGUUUAUAUUAUAUUAUAACUUCUAUUUAUUGCCAUUGGUGAAAUUGGACCUAGUUAGUGUGGGUCUCACAAAUGUGACAAGGACGGGGACGGGGGAGUGUGUCAUGAAAUCAUGAAAUUCUUGUGACAUAAUGUAUGAUGAUAAUAACAACAUAUUAUCCGGGAACUCUUGCAGACAAAUUAAUUCCAAUUUCCAUUGACAAAUGAUUGUAUCAAAUGCAAUUCCGAUUAUGCAAGUGUAAUUUUACAAUGAUCGGUAAUAAAUUAAUUCCGUUUAUACAGAAUGGAAUUAGUUUUGAAAGUAUUGAUAUUGUUGUUAUUGAAUUUCUAAUACGGGUUAUAUCAAUAUUUUCAAGAAAAAAAAUGGGGCCUUUUUUUGCUUUGGGCUUUUUACUCGCCACUUUAAUGUUGAUUUUUAAUUAUAGCCAAUGUUAUAUAAAUAUAGCUUUUGCAAAAGUUGAAAGAAUGUUACCAGAUUGUUAGUUAAGAAUGUCAAUUGUUGUAUUUCAAUUUGUAUUAAUUAUUUAUUGAACUAUUUAUUGGUGCUUGUGGUCUCGUCUCACGACACACGCUUUAUUGUUGAACUGAAUAUAGCCACAAUACAGUAAUAUAACAGUACUUUAACUUCAUAUUAGAGUGUUCGAAUUGACGCACGCACACAUACACAUAAUUAACAUGGCCGCUAAACAAUCUUGGGAAGACAAAUCUAUUGAGUACCACGCCGUACGCCGCCGAGACUGGUCGCUGUCCGAGUUAAAUUUACUGCGCCGUGCUGACUGCGUCGUCAAUCCUUAUAGACCAGGGUCGAUAAUUUUUUAAAUCAAAAAAAUAAUAGCAGGUGAGUAAGGCCCAUUGGAAAAGGACGAGAAUAUAACAAAAAUGAAAGCAAAAAUAAAUUACGGGUGAUCUGAGGUCGGGAAGUGGAAAAGGGGAGGUGUUUUAGGUUAAAAAACCUUUUAUCUCGAUUUACUGCGAAACUAUUAUUAUUCCUAUGGCAAAAAGUUAAAUGUCAAAGUUGUAGGUAAUAAAAAUAUGUACAACUUUUGUUUUCACACUUUUUUCACAUAACUUCAAAGCCAUAUAGGCUUUGAAAUUAUGUAAAAUUCAAAAAAGCAAGUUAUUGGUUUUUUAUUUUUAUCUUAUACAAAAAAAAAAUUCACGAAAUAUAUUAAAAAGUUACCUUUUAAUGUCCCAAAUACACUGUAACUUAUUUGAAUUUAAAUAUUUAGGUUUUCACGUUAUUUUGACUCAAAUAUCGGAAAAGAACCCUUAUUUUCUAUCGAAAAUUCACUCGUCAAAAUAUCAGCUUUUUUCGUAAAUUUUGUGUGCUUUCUAUUCGUUGAAAACUUUACUUUCCGUUGGUGUAAAAAAAAAUAUACAUUACAAUGUUAAAUGUUCGGAAAAUUUAAGCUCAUCAAAAGGCAUUUCAUAAAGAAUUCAUACCUGUUAUUUCGUUGCAGCAAAAAUCAAAAAGGUCCCUUUUCCACUUCCCGACCUCAGAUCGCCCGUAAUUUAUUUUUCCUUUCAUUUUUGUUAUAAUCUCUUCCUUUUCCAAUAAAUUUCAUCCUACUAUUAUUAUUUUUUCACUUUUUAUCAUUUUCAAAGGCACUGGUCUAUUAUGUACGUACCAACCCUUGUGCUCCGCCCUGUCGUCGGUAUAAAUGUGAAGGAGAUCGCUGAGUUACGUUACUGUUCUAUUACUGUACUGUGAUAUAGCUUUGUAGCUGGUUUUUGGUAUUGUUACUAUAAAACUAUAUUAGCAAAAUAUCUUUGUACAAGUUUUAAAAUACAAUAUUUAAUUAUUAUUUAGAGGUUUUAAAAUAUCUUGAAAUGAAAUUACACAUAACAUACUUAUGUUAGUGUAAUAUUAUGUUAUUAAAUCCUUAUGUUCAUUAAAUAUAAAAAAAAUAUCGGCCUUGGAUAGUAGAUAUUAUAUAUCUGCCAAGCAUUGAGACGAAUCUAUUAAUAAAGUUAUAAAUAGUUAUAUCACUUUUAAGAUAAUAAGCUUAACUUUUAAAAAUUAUACUAAUGCCACGUUCUUAUGGUUAUGUAAGAUAAAAAUAGGUACAAUUUGUUAUGAGAGAGUUUUUUAUAUAAUAAAUA